CUUUCCAUGAAAUGACAGAUCGGUGGGAAUUAAAAAAGAACUGAAACGAGACCUACAUGUGCAGGACACUGGUGAAAAGUACUGCUCUUGCUGAGAGCUCAUCGGAUUGAAAUUGGAGGACAUAAUGGGAAGCAAGGGAAAGCAUACAGCAGAAAGGUAUGCAGUGGUUACAGGAGCAAACAAGGGCAUCGGCCUUGAAACCGUGAGACAACUGGCGUCUCAGGGAGUCACGGUUGUCCUGACAGCUAGAAAUGAGAAGAGGGGGAUGGAGACAAUCUCAAAGCUCCACGAGUCUGGCUUGUCAAAUGUUGUCUUCCAUCAGCUUGAUGUCUUGGACCAGGCCAGCAUCCUCAAGUUGGCCAAGUUCAUCCAGGAAAAAAUUGGCAGGCUCGAUAUCUUGGUUAAUAAUGCUGGUGUUAGUGGUGCUGUAGUUGAUGAGGAAGGCCUAAGGGCCUUAAACAUAGAUCCCACAUCAUGGCUCUCAGGAAAGGCUGCCAACUUGGUUCAAGGAGUUAUCAAACAUACUGUUGAGAAGGCAGAAGAAUGCUUGAAUACCAAUUACUAUGGUGUGAAAAGGCUAACAGAGGCUCUCCUCCCACUAUUACAACUUUCCCCUGCAGGAGCAAGGGUAGUCAAUGUGAGCUCCCUCAGGAGUGAACUAAGGAAGCAUCACUUUAAGCAGAGGAUUCCAGGUGAGCAUAUAAGAAAAGAACUGGGAGACAUAGAGACCCUAACAGAAGAGAAAGUGGAUGCGAUUUUAAGAAAAUUUCUUCAUGACUUGAAAGAAAAUGCACUUGAAAGCAAUGGAUGGACAUUGAUGAUGCCUGCUUAUAGCAUCUCCAAGGCCAGCCUCAAUGCCUACACUAGAAUUCUUGCCAAGAGGUAUCCUUCCAUGUGUAUCAAUUGCGUUCAUCCUGGCUUUGUCAAGACGGACUUGAACUGGAACACAGGAAUAAUGACUGUAGAAGAGGGGGCUAGAGGCCCAGUAAUGCUGUCUCUUUUACCUGAUGGUGGCCCUACAGGAUGCUACUUCGAUUGUACUCAAGUUGCCGAGUUUUGAUUUAUAGUCGUUUUCCUUUCACAGCAAGUCAAGAUUUAAAUAAUUUACCAUUCCGCUACUGAAAGUACCAUUACGUUCUGCUUCAAAGUUGAAAAUGUGGCUGAAGGUUUAUCUUUUAAGUCUUUUGCAAAUAAAUUAUUAAGAGCACUGAUUAUGCAAAUGCGAAGCCAACGGGGUGUUUGGCUAAUAAAGUCUCAAAAUGUAUUGCAUUGGAUUAUGUAAAUGUGAAAGGAAAUGGCUUUUUGCUAUAGUAAA
Carya illinoinensis is the source of this 1315-nucleotide messenger RNA. Its product is annotated as (+)-neomenthol dehydrogenase-like. NCBI's taxonomy places the organism in Eukaryota, Viridiplantae, Streptophyta, Magnoliopsida, Fagales, Juglandaceae. Gene Ontology annotation, cellular component: membrane. Gene Ontology annotation, molecular function: oxidoreductase activity, acting on the CH-OH group of donors, NAD or NADP as acceptor. The record is from RefSeq and is a predicted model, not a curated record. The transcript has 5 exons. Bases 125 to 1060 code for a protein of 311 amino acids.